CCCUCCUCAUCCCCGAUGCCACGCUCCUUCUCUCCCUCUCCAUCUCCCCUCAUCCCCCAUCCCUCUGUCCCCCUCGCCCUCCAUCCUCAUCCCCAAUGCCACGCCCCUUCUCUCCCUCUCCAUCUCCCCUCAUCCCCCCUCCCUCUGUCCUUCUCUUCCUCUGAGAAAGUAAAAAGCGUUUGUUUGUUUGUUUUUCAGGAGAAGCGGAAGCGCCAAGCAGAGAUCGAGGACAAGAGAGGUCAGCUGGAGGACCUGGUCCUACAGCUGCAACACCUCAAGUCCAAGGCCAUGCGGGAGCGCUGGCUGCUCCAGGGAACGCCCUCUGGGUCCGAGGAUGAGGAGGAAGGCCGGAGGAGACAGCUGCAGCAGGAUGAAGACAAGGGGAAGACCCUGGAGGACACCAUUCACAG
Messenger RNA from Osmerus eperlanus (European smelt), 410 nucleotides. Its product is annotated as paralemmin-1-like. The transcript is spliced from 2 exons. Gene Ontology annotation, biological process: regulation of cell shape. NCBI's taxonomy places the organism in Eukaryota, Metazoa, Chordata, Actinopteri, Osmeriformes, Osmeridae. Gene Ontology annotation, cellular component: membrane. The annotation marks the transcript as partial. The record is from RefSeq and is a predicted model, not a curated record.